CUUUGCAUACACAGAUAGCUGACAGUUUUUGAAAAUGGUUGCCUACUGCCCCAUCUGUGGAAAACCUGUCUACUUUGGUGAGAAGAAGCGCUCUCUUGGCAGAGACUACCAUCCACUAUGCCUGAAGUGCUUCAGAUGCAAGAGCCAGCUCAGCCCAGGAAACCAUGCAGAGCAUGAUGAUAAACCGUACUGUAACCAUUGCUACAUGAAGCAGUUUGGACCAAGAGGAACUAGACAGCCAGUACCUCACUCGUCUCCUGGGACAGCUUCUUAAAGAAUUCCAGCAAAGAGCCAGAAACGAUCGGCUUUUGUCACCGGAGGAUUCACUUCCGAGACUGCACUGCACAGCUGAACAGCCUGUUAGGAAAGAAACAAUUUAUAUGUAUGUACUCUAGAUGUAACCUUAGCAGGGUUUUCAUAUAUGCAUACAUGUAUCUUGUGUAUUGACUUUGUACAGUAACAUCUGACGUAGGGUUAGGUUAAGGCUGUUAAUAUGGGGAAAUUAAAAUCAACUGAAUAAUUUGUGCUCAAUAAGGUUAAACAGUUUUCCUAGUUGGCUAAACUACUUGCAUUUUUGUGCAAAGGCGAGUUGCUAAAAUAGGAAGGCAGUAAUCUGCAAAAUUUUUAAAAAAUGUGCUAAAUAGGCUUUUUUUGCAUCUGCUUGUGUUUAUUUUUUUUUUUUUUAGAAAAUCAGCAUUCAAUACAAUGCAGUUCAAAUGUUCACCUCUUGGUAAAUUACUUGGCAAAUUAUAAAAAUAUUGCAGAACAUACAGUAAAGUAUAGAGAAAGCAUAGUGAAGCAUGGUAAAGAACACAACAUUCUAUAAAUAUUUACCAUUGUAAACCUUUACAAAGAUAAUGUGAAUUAUUUAAAUAAAAUACCCACUGCAUCUGAAA
Molecule: messenger RNA, 896 nt
Organism: Acipenser ruthenus (sterlet)
Lineage: Eukaryota; Metazoa; Chordata; Actinopteri; Acipenseriformes; Acipenseridae
Exons: 4
Coding region: 35-274 (79 amino acids)
Biological process (GO): intrinsic apoptotic signaling pathway in response to DNA damage; regulation of gene expression
Molecular function (GO): zinc ion binding
Source: RefSeq, a predicted model, not a curated record